UGGGGAGUUUGUCACGCGCAUUCGCACGCGCGCCUUGUCGUAAGAGCUCGGUUUAGAUACUACGUGAGUUUUAUCUGGAGAAACGUCGCGCUAUCAGCGGGCCCAGACAAAGGAAACCGCAGGAGAGCAACUACACCCCAUAAUGGAUUGCAGAGGCAGAGUGUCGACUGCUGGCUGACCUGCACCACUGGGAUCCAACCUUUCUAACAAUGGAUCGGUUACAGCAAGAUGAGUUUUGAACCUCAAGAAUUGGUGAUCAUCGUCACAUGCCGGCCAACUGAAAGUCCUUCCUCCUUGGAAAAGAACAACUGAGCUCUUCUGGAGAAGAGGCAGGUGAAACAAAGACAUUCCUUCAGCAGAAGAGGACAGGAAACAGGAAAGACAUUUUAUCAAUGAAUCAGCGCUGCGUUUCCACAACUUGUUUUAAGAAUAAGGAAAGUUAACAAGCUGAUGAAACCGUCUUGAGAGAUGAUGAAUCGCUACACCACCCUAAAGCAGCUGGGUGAUGGCACCUAUGGCAGUGUGCUGAUGGGCAGAAGCAACGAGUCUGGAGAACUGGUGGCAAUCAAGAGAAUGAAGAGGAAGUUUUAUUCAUGGGAAGAAUGUAUGAACCUAAGGGAGGUGAAGUCAUUGAAGAAGCUGAACCAUGCAAAUGUGGUAAAACUGAAGGAGGUAAUCAGAGAGAACGAUCACCUAUACUUUGUCUUUGAGUAUAUGAAGGAAAAUCUCUACCAGCUUAUGAAGGACAGAGAGAAUAAGAUGUUCUCAGAGAAUGAAAUUAGGAACAUCAUGUUUCAAGUGCUUUCUGGGUUGGUUUUUGUACAUAAGCAUGGAUUCUUUCAUCGAGACAUGAAGCCAGAGAAUCUGCUGUGCAUGGGUCCAGAACUGGUCAAAAUUGCAGAUUUUGGACUGGCCAGAGAGAUCCGGUCCAAACCUCCCUACACAGACUAUGUAUCAACUAGAUGGUACCGGGCUCCAGAGGUUCUGCUCAGGUCGUCUACCUACAGCUCUCCUAUUGACCUGUGGGCUGUGGGCUGCAUCAUGGCUGAACUCUAUACUCUCAGGCCUCUUUUCCCUGGGAACAGUGAAGUGGAUGAGAUCUUUAAGAUCUGCCAAGUUCUUGGCACCGUCAAAAAGACGGAUUGGCCAGAGGGCUACCAACUAGCUGCUGCUAUGAACUUUCGCUUCCCCCAGUGUGUGCCGACCCAUCUAAAGACCCUCAUCCCAAAUGCCAGCAAUGAGGCUAUUGCCCUGAUGAAGGACCUGCUCCAGUGGGACCCCAAAAAAAGACCCACUGCUGUACAGUCCUUGCGUUACCCGUACUUCCAGGUAGGCCAGAUCUUAGGACCUCGUCCUCAGAGCCAGGAGGUCAAGAAGGUCCAGGCCAGGCCACUCGCCCAGAAGCAGGCCUCGGAGCACAAGACUGAUCCCCAGCAGUCUUCUUCUGAGUCCAAGGCCUCCACAUCCUCCUCCAGAAACCAACAGCAGCAGGAACAUCAUCAGCCUCUUCAGCAGAUCCCCCUUCCCCAAACAGAGAGUAAAUCAGCAGGCCUCAGCCAUGCAAAAGCAGCCUCGCUGGGCAGUGAGAACACCGUCGGUGGUGGUGGGAUGGGGGCGGUGAAGAGUGGCCGUCGUCGCUGGGGCCAGACUGUGGCCAAGACCUCGGACAGCUGGGAGGAAUUUGACCCAUCAGAAACUGCUGCCUCCAACUCCAAGAAACCUAGUCUGGGGAACACGGAGGAGGAGGGGAACCCUAAGGAGCACCGCCCACAGCCCAAGGAGCAGAAACCGCUGUAUUCCUUCAGCACAGUUACUAAGUUACCUAACAAUGUUAAGAUUGGCCAAAUGGACUCCAAUCUCCCAGGAUCUGCUGCACGACAGCACUAUCUGAGCCAGUCACGGUACUUGCCAGGGUUGAUUGGCAAGAAUCAGACAACUGGAGAUAAGGAGUUGAGUGGUAUGACGCUGCGGGACCUGUGGGAGAACUCCUCAAACUCUGUAAACAAACCACUUGCUCCUAUUGGAGGAGGAUUAUCUGUCACCAGAGCCAACGCAGAAGAGAAUUACUCCAAAUCUGUGGAUAGCCCACCAGAGAAAACCCUUGUUAAAGAAAGAGUUCUGGAGAAAAUCGAUCUCUCCAAAGGGAACUUUGUAAGCACCAAAUACAACCUCUCUGGUGCUUAUAUGCCUUCAUUUCAAAAGAAAGAGGUGGGCUCGGUGGGACAGAGAAUCCAGCUUGCCCCUUUGGCUGGCCAGCACGCAAUCAAUCUUUCUUCUUCUCCUGAUAAUAAAAAAGACAAACCAAAAUCUGCAAAGGCCAAGCCCAUAUCCAACUCAUCUUUAAGUGAAACUAAUGAAGAUUACGAGGGCUGGAAGAGGAGAUCAGACCGGACUCAGAUGAAGGGGAGCAGCUACUCAGCCCUAGGGAAAACGUCUGGGAAUCUCCUGACCAGAGCUCCCGCUGUGCAGCCUGUCCACGGCAGGGUGGACUGGACCUCCAAAUAUGGUGGAAAUCGGUAGUUCAGAAAGAAGGUGGUACAGCUUCUACUGCUUGUUGGACUGCGUUGCCUAGUGGUACACAUCUUUGGCUAAGGAAUCUAACCCUAAGCAGACUUUUAUCCAUACUCAAACUUGUUGUAGUAAUGUUACAAAAGAUGUACGUGACACAUCCCAGUCUUUUUAGGAGACAUUUUUUAUGCCACAAUGGCAUAGUUUUGUUACCAGAGAGCCUGAGACAUGUAUGAUCUAACUGUAGAUGUGCAUGGAGUGUAUGUUUGGAUGACUGUUGCCAUGAUACUGAACCAAGACUGAUACUGUCUGCACGACAAUCCCACUGUACUCCUGAAGGAUCCAGUGUGAGCCAAUUCAUUCUACUGUUAGUGUUGGGAUAUUCUGAGUAGGAUUUAAAUGUAACAUAGCUUUUCAUUUUUUUUUUACUCUAGUUUUUAUUGUCAUGUAUUGUUAUACUACUGAUGACAAAGGAUAAACAGACAUAUUAACGGUUCCUGCAAUGCUAUAUUCCCUCUGCUGUUAUUCACCAUAGGUGAUAUGGCUAUAAAAGUGAUCACUUCAACUUAUUCUAGAUACCGUAAGACAACUACACACUCUUUGUAUUAUGCAAUGAAUUGACUGAACAUUUUGUAAACAUUUUAUACAAAUAAAGAUAUGAAAGUU
Molecule: messenger RNA, 3174 nt
Organism: Dicentrarchus labrax (European seabass)
Lineage: Eukaryota; Metazoa; Chordata; Actinopteri; Moronidae
Gene: mak
Product: male germ cell-associated kinase
Exons: 16
Coding region: 469-2520 (683 amino acids)
Biological process (GO): cilium assembly; intracellular signal transduction; intraciliary transport
Cellular component (GO): cytoplasm; nucleus; cilium
Molecular function (GO): ATP binding; protein serine/threonine kinase activity
Source: RefSeq, a predicted model, not a curated record